GCGGCGGGGCUGCCUCGACCAGUCAUCAUCAGUCACCACACCUGCAGCAACUGCUUUACUCCCUACACAACUUGCUCCACACCUGCUCCACACUUGGUUCUCCAUCACCAGCAUCACCAUGCCUGAUCACCUGGGGUCAGAUAUGCGCAAAACGAACGAUGAAAAGGGCGAUGACGAGCCUAUUAAAGUUCUUGAUGAAGCAGAUAUUACCUUGCUGAAGUCGUAUGGUCAAGGACCGUACACUAAAGUGAUCAAGAAUGUUGAAGAUGAUAUCCAGAAAACUGUUAAAAAGGUGAAUGAUUUAACAGGCAUUAAGGAAUCCGACACUGGCUUAGCAGUGCCAGCUCUGUGGGACUUAGCAGCUGAUAAGCAAACUCUGCAAAAUGAACAGCCACUUCAGGUGGCAAGAUGCACUAAAAUCAUUAAUGCUGAUUCUGAUGAUCCAAAGUAUAUCAUAAAUGUCAAACAGUUUGCAAAAUUUGUUGUGGAUUUGGCCGAUUCUGUUGCACCAACUGAUAUUGAAGAAGGCAUGCGAGUUGGUGUGGAUCGCAAUAAGUACCAAAUACAUAUCCCUCUUCCACCCAAAAUUGAUCCAUCAGUCACGAUGAUGCAAGUAGAAGAAAAACCAGAUGUUACAUACUCUGAUGUUGGAGGCUGUAAAGAGCAGAUUGAAAAGCUUCGCGAAGUUGUUGAGACUCCUCUUUUGCACCCUGAAAGAUUUGUUAACCUUGGGAUUGAACCACCCAAAGGUGUUCUCCUAUUUGGGCCUCCUGGAACAGGGAAGACACUAUGUGCCCGUGCAGUUGCCAACCGUACAGAUGCCUGCUUCAUUCGUGUUAUUGGAUCAGAGUUGGUUCAGAAGUAUGUGGGAGAGGGAGCACGCAUGGUGCGUGAACUCUUUGAGAUGGCUCGCACCAAGAAAGCUUGUCUAAUAUUCUUUGAUGAAAUUGAUGCCAUUGGAGGUGCUCGAUUUGACGAUGGUGCUGGAGGUGAUAAUGAAGUACAGAGAACAAUGUUGGAGCUUAUUAACCAGCUUGAUGGUUUUGAUGCCCGUGGUAAUAUCAAGGUUCUGAUGGCAACUAAUCGACCAGACACCCUUGACCCUGCACUCAUGAGACCAGGACGUUUGGAUCGUAAGGUAGAAUUUGGCCUACCCGAUCUUGAAGGAAGAGCCCACAUAUUCAAAAUCCACGCUAAAUCCAUGUCUGUUGAAAGAGACAUUAGAUUUGAUCUACUGGCUCGUUUGUGUCCCAAUAGUACAGGAGCAGAAAUUAGAUCGGUAUGUACCGAGGCGGGCAUGUAUGCUAUUCGUGCCCGCAGGAAGGUAGCCACCGAAAAGGACUUCUUAGAUGCUGUCAACAAAGUCAUUAAGGCUUAUGCUAAAUUCUCAGCCACACCAAGAUAUAUGACAUACAACUAAGACUUCUGAAAAGUUCGUCAGUGUUUUAAUAGGCCGAGUCUUCUUGCGGGAGUCUCGAGUAUGUCCUGAGUGUAAUAUGACCAUCAUGGAAAUUAUAGGUUUCUUAUUAUAGUAACUAAAUGGUAAAACCAAAAUUACGUUCAUUUUACAAUGAUUGCAUGUAAAGAAAAUAUUUUGUUUAUUUUGCUUUUUGAAUCUGAGCGACAUUAUAACAUUUUCUUUACAAUGAUUAAACAUAACAAAAA
Procambarus clarkii (red swamp crayfish) is the source of this 1665-nucleotide messenger RNA. It is a transcript of the gene Rpt1, whose product is annotated as 26S proteasome regulatory subunit Rpt1. Gene Ontology annotation, molecular function: proteasome-activating activity; ATP binding; ATP hydrolysis activity. NCBI's taxonomy places the organism in Eukaryota, Metazoa, Arthropoda, Malacostraca, Decapoda, Cambaridae. Gene Ontology annotation, cellular component: proteasome regulatory particle, base subcomplex. Gene Ontology annotation, biological process: proteasome-mediated ubiquitin-dependent protein catabolic process. The record is from RefSeq and is a predicted model, not a curated record.